Molecule: messenger RNA, 2101 nt
Organism: Pangasianodon hypophthalmus (striped catfish)
Lineage: Eukaryota; Metazoa; Chordata; Actinopteri; Siluriformes; Pangasiidae
Gene: zfand5b
Product: zinc finger, AN1-type domain 5b
Exons: 5
Coding region: 167-805 (212 amino acids)
Molecular function (GO): DNA binding; zinc ion binding
Source: RefSeq, a predicted model, not a curated record
GCCACGCCUUUUUACUAAAGAAAGCAACAAACAGCUCGCGACGGGGUUCAGACGCUCAGAGCGCGGCGGAGGGAGAAGCACCUCAGCGCAGUGUUCAUCUCAUUCACAAUAAAACUCCACUUCACCUUUCCGCAGUAUUGACGUCUUGUUUAUUAAAGACUGAGCCAUGGCCCAGGAGACGAACCAGAGCCCCGUGCCCAUGCUCUGCACCACCGGCUGUGGGUUCUACGGGAACCCCAGGACUAACGGCAUGUGUUCGGUGUGUUAUAAGGAACAUCUCUCCAGACAGAACAGCGGCGGUGUGAGUCCUCUCAGUAACAUGGGUUCGAGCAGUGUAACCAGUAGUCCCACCUCCGAGGCGUCUGCCAUCCAGAUCAUCGAGGCCAGUUUAAACACUUCUGCGAGUGACGCCGAGUCGCCCGCCGGGGCCGCCGCGGCACUUCCUGUUACGCAGCAGAUGACUGAGAUGAGCAUUUCUUGCGAAGAGGAAGUGGCAACGCCUAAAGUAGAAAUUCCUGAACCUGUUGUAACUCAGCCCACGGCUUCUUCUUCCUCUUCGGUGAACACGGCGGUCAGCGCCGAGACCAAAACCCCCGACGCCCCCAAACCCAAGAAAAACCGCUGCUUCAUGUGCCGCAAGAAGGUCGGCCUUACAGGGUUCGACUGUCGCUGUGGAAACCUCUUCUGUGGACUUCACCGUUACUCAGACAAGCACAACUGCCCCUACGACUACAAAGCCGAGGCCGCGGCCAAGAUCCGCAAAGAGAACCCCGUGGUGGUGGCCGACAAGAUCCAGAGAAUAUAGAUCACCCGCGCGUCUCUUUGGCUUUGACCUUUGACCCUCAUUUCCGGGAGAGAGAUAACGUGUAAAAAGAUAAAAAAGGACUCGCACUUGACCUGCGAUCUAAAGGACUAUUUUUAUUUUUAAUGACGUUGAUCUUGUUUUUCAGCCGAUGCAUGAGUGGAGUGAUCUGGUUUUUUUUUUGUUUUUGUCCUCGGUGUAUGAUGGAGUUUAAAAGCGGGGGAAAGUGGGCGGGGUUUAGAUCACAUCUCCUCGUGUGCGGUUGGUGUGGUGUUGGGGGGAGGGGGGUGUUGUGUUAAAGGCGGACCGUCUUUGUGAUUGUCGAAUCGUCGUGAUUGUGCGCGUCUCGUGUCUCAGCGUGGAGGACGGACACGUCGUAGCCUGCGGGACUUCACACGACUGUUACGGCUCUGACUCGAGCGCCGUCAGGGCAGCAGUGCAUGGCUGGCUCAUGUAGCACAAAGAAAAAACAAAACACAAUGGACGCUCUCUUCUUCUCUUCUCUUCUUCUUUUCCUUUAGUUUGAAGAGUUCACUGUCUCCCCAUGGCUCGUGGCAUGACUCCCACAACUCUAGAGUUAGCCUUCACAGCGUUAGCUUCGUUUAUUCGCCCGUGCCUCGGACCGUCCCACAGCAGACUGUUUCUCUUUCUUUUCUUUUCCUCUUUGUUUUGGAGUGAAUUAUUUUUCCUUCUGUUCGAGUGACACUUCUAUCCCGGUUGGUAAAAGUUUUAGUGAAGCACAGACGGAUUAAAUGCUAAGGCUUUGUAUUCCUGCGUGUUGGAGUUUUAGCGGGCGGCGGGAUUAAAGGGUGACCUGCAUGGCUAGUGAAAUAACUACUAAAGUACGUUUAGGUUUUUAACAGCUACCUGCUCAUAGGCCUUGUUUUUUAAUUAAUAAUCCACGUCUGUACUGAAUGUUGGUGUUGGUGUGUGUGUGUGUGUGUGUGUGUGUGUGUGGAGGGAGAGUCACAUGGUGCUGAGUGUCAUGCAGUGUUCCCACUGUGGUGUGAAGGGAUGCUUGAGUGUUAGUGUGAAAUAUUCAGUUCAUUAUUUUGUGUGUGUGUGUGUGUGUGUGUGUGUGUGUGUGUGUGUGUGUGUGUGUGUGUGUCUCUGCACAUUGGCGUUUCUGUACGAGACUCGUUCAGUUACGCAGUAAAACUGUCGUCUGUCGUUUCAGUUCUGCGGUUUGUACAAGCGAACCCCUUAUUAUAUUUAUUAUAUGUAUUGCGCAUCUAAUCUUGUUACCCAACAUUACAAAAUUGUAUCAUGUAAAUAAAAUUAUGUACAGAGAUCUAAUAA